UUGGGGGGUCUCCAGCUCUGCCUGUGUCACAUGGAAGCACGGUAGCUGAGCCGAGGGGAUGCGAGUAGAGAUGGAGGGGGCUUGAGGGACCGUGGAGGAGAGAACCUGGCUCUUGGAGAUAGAACUGGAGAUACAGGCGGAGAAAGACAGGCUUGCUUUUUUUUUUUUCUUUCUUUUUUUUUUUUUUUAUACACUUCCCAGCCUCCCUUCUGGCUGGGGAGUAGAGGAGCGCGUACAGGGCGCAUGAGAAGGGUCAGCGGGCGCCGAUAAAGGAUGCCACAUGCAAUAUGCUGCAUUCGUGUUUUCUGAAGCCUGAGGAAGCUAAGUUAUCGCCUGUGAUCGAUUAUGCUGGAGGGGAGCACCUGGUCCGAAUGGAAACUGCAGGAAGCGACCAGGGUUGAUGCUGCGCCUCCCAAAAUCUGUGAGCUGAAUCCCAGUGAGACCGUGGCACUUCCCUGCUUGCAUGUGUGUAACGGUGUGAGUGUGAGUGUGUGAGAGCAAGUGAGCGCCAGCGCUCCCACAUGGCCUCCAUGCAGGACGGGCUGAACUUCACGGCUCCUCCCUACGGCAAGGUCCUGCUGCUGGGUGCUAUCGCUGCUGCCUCAGCCUUUGUUGUUACGAUCCUCAUUGUGGUGCUCUGUGUGGGCUGCCAGAGGAAGGGGAAGACACACAAUGUCCCUGGUGAGAGUGGAAAACACCGUCUCAUGGACAUGGGUAUACUCAGGCAGUCCAAGCUGCGGUCCAUCAGUAAAUCAGACACAGAGAUGAACAAGAUGAACUGCAAUGGCAAAAGCAGGCAGCUUCCCCAGAUCCCCUCUGGGACUGGAGAGGACGGCGAGCACACUUAUUCUGAAGUGGGCCGGCGCUCCUCCACCUCACGUACUGACGAUGCCCUCUACGCCAUGGUAGGCAGGGCUGGGCAGACGGACACUCCAGCCCCUCCGGCUGUACCUGCCAACACUCCGGCGCCUCCGGAUCCAGAUGGGGACGUGGAAGGGGGACUGCCCGAACCCGAAGCCCAGGUCAUGUCUCCACCACACCCUCCAGAGACGGCAGAGUACGCCUGCGUCAGGAAGCUGAGGAAGGCCGACAAGGCGCCGCAAAAGAGAGACAGCGGGACGGAUAUGGGGGAGCCGCCGGCGCCGCCUCCACGACAUGCCCCGCCGUCACAUCCUGCCCCUCCUCCGCCACACCCUCACAGCACCAAGUUGCCCCGUAGAAACGUUGACACCUUUAACGUCCCAUCUUUCCCAAAGGAAGUGAUGUUUAUGGGCAAUGGUGAGCAGUACAUCUGGAAGCCUCCAGAGGAAGACGAUAUCAUUAUGCUCCAAAAUAAGGGUCUGGGCCAGUUGGGCGCUCACACAAUGGAGAAUAUACAGCCGUCUGCUGCUGCGGUGGCUGAGAUGUACUCUAAAGUGUGCAAACCGGGAAAGAAGAAGAGAGCUGUUCCGGGGUCUCCUCCAGCUAAUCCUGGCUUCCGGACCUUGGGGCGUGGUGACCGGGACCGAGACCGGGAUGGGGGUUUUAGUGUAGUGGUCAAACCCCAGACAUGGGCCCCUCAGGAGGGCAAAGCGGUCGGAGGGCCCCUUGACGAUCACUGCUAUGAGUCUAUUGGGACCGAGGAGUACGAUCCAGCCUAUGAGAACAUGGAAGGUGCAGGUGGCUGGAAGCGAGAGAGGCCUCCCAACACGUGUGCCACCCUGCGGCCAAGGAGGAAGAAGGGCCAGCAGCCCUUACAGCAGCAGCAGCCCCCUCCGCCGCCGCCCACACAGCAGACCCCCAAGUUACAGCACCUGCCUGCCAAAGCCCUGCUGCUGCCGGGGGAGAACCUGUACGAGAGCAUCGGUGACCUGAAGCAGGGCUCCGCCACCUCCAGCACCACCACCAUCUUCACAUUCAACGAUGGCAUGGAGAUGUAUGUAACAGGGCUCUGAGGCGGCGGCUGCACUGUGACCCCCUUUCCUUCCAACAAGGAGCUGAGCUAACACCACAAAGAGUGACGGCUGAGCCCCUGUCAUGCUCACCCACACAUACUGUUUACAUUCAAGUCAUAACGUCAUGCCUUCGACAGGCUCCAGAGGCCUUGGGGCAAAAAUGUUGAUCUGUUAUGACCUGGGCUGAAUACUAUAGUCCAAACUAUAAACCUUACAUGGAAUCCAAAGGUAAUGAAUAAUAAAUGAGCACAAGAACAUUGCAGAGAAAUCUGUAGGUAACAGUAGCACUUCUGUUUUACGGAAAAUGUGUGCAAAGCACAACGAAGUAAAAAGCCUAAAUUCUUUCUCAAUUCUAGCGGGUAAAAUAGUCGUUUAUCUGGUCCUAGAGGGCCCCCUGUUUGGGGAAACGGCUCAUCAUUGUGUGAAUCUUUCGGUAGCACUUAGUCUGUCGUGAACAGGCCUUCCCUGUAGUCGGUCAAGAUGUGAUUCAGGAUGGAAUUUAACUAUUAUCAAGGAAUGAAUUACUAAUCAAAAUACUUGAAAGCUCAGGGACCAAGAGAAACAAUUAUGAGAGUAUUCUAACAAAACUGCACACAUUUUGCAUUCCUCCUAAAAGCUUCGACUAAUUUAGACCAUUUUCACAUUGACAAACCGAUCAGAUACUUCCCUCUGUCAUGUUUUGUUUCAUCUACAUGGACUGAACACUGUCUCCACUGCCGUCUGUAAAUGAAGUGUUUUACUUUGUUGAUCCUGUUUCUGCACUUUGCCUGCUACAAGUUGCAUGCUAAAAAAGCGAAAAACAAACAAAAAAUCAAGCACUGUCAUGUGGUACCUAUAUGAAUGUCUUUUUUUUUCUAUUGUUGUUGGUUGUUUUUUUUGUUUUGUUUUGUUUUUUUAGUGUGUUGCUUUAUUUCUCUGUAGAGCACAAUUCCAGUUAGAGUAAGGAUGUUUGUAGCUCAGUGGGACUCUGUGAUGCAGAUAGGAGUGUUGCUUUUCUCUCCUCCUGUGCCGGCAAACUCACUCAGUACAGAUGAAACAAGACUAAAGAGAACUGCUCGAGUCCUAAAGAUGGAGACAGUCCACUCAAACCGCCCGCCCCUCCUUCUCUCUGCUCAGUCUUCACUCAUGUCUGUGGACCGUUCAUUGACAUAGUCCCUGCCUUGUGGUCAUUUGAAUCUGCUUGGGUUUCACCAUAGUGCAGCUUGGAAAGCUACAGUAGAACUGAUGUGUAUUAGCAAAUGUCAUGUCCCAUCAUCACUCCAUCGAUGAACACUCUCCUCUCUCUAUUAUCAGUGUUAAAAUAUAGCAGCGUUGCAGAAAUGACAAAAAUGUGAAGCAAUGUUUUGCUAAGCAGCAGAGCAUCACCCUGAGGAUAACACACACAAAAUUACAUUUAAUCCUGGACAGUAAUGAUGAAAUCGUUUGACCAAAUAUCCCCAGCAAACAAUGUGAUUAUACUGUAUGUUGAUGCAAUGUGUAUGUAAAUUACAAAAGAGAAAGAAUAAAUAUAUCAUCAGUGUCAAGAAAUCUAUCUUUUUCUAUUAUGUUUAAUUGUGUUUUGGAAUGACUUAUCUUGUGACACAAACUGCAAAACAGCUGCAAUGUAAAUUUCAGUGUAUUCUGUUUGUUGUUUUUUGAAGCCAUGAAGCUACGGUGUGUUCUUGGAAAGCCCAGCUAAGUUAAAUGUGGCAGCUAAUGUUGUGUGUUUGCUAUUCAGACUACAGGGUCUUGUACUCGAAGCGUGUAAUUAAGUGCUAAGUGCAAAAGAUUGUAAUGUUUUAUAUCAAGAUUACUAUUCAUGAAAUGUCAGUCAAGUUUAUACUUUUGUAAUAAAGUGGCACUUUAAAAAAACAUGCUUUAUCUCAUAGUCUCAGUUAUUAAGAUGGAAGGAGAGCAGGAUUUUCCUUGAAAUUUGCUGAGUGACGUUGGUGACGACUUCCUCUCAGGUCUUAAAAUCACUAAGAGCUUUUGUGAACAGUUCACUCUGUCAUCUGCUGCAGGAGAAUAAAGGGCUAUUUUUAAUUUAAACCUGUGCUUCUGAUCUGAAAAGCUGCCUGUAGGUUCAUGUCUUCAGUCUUGUCAAAGGGGAAGAAAAAUAUUUUUACACUUCUAUUUCUAGGGACAAAGACAACAUUUGUAGAACAUUAACAUAUUUGCACCUAUUACUUGAUGUUUGACGCUGCUCUGUUUUCUUUUGUCCCCUGAUUCUUUUGUGUACAAGCUUACAACCUCAUUGCACAUGGAAUAUAUAUGUGUGUGUGUGUGUGUGUGUGUGAGUAGCCUCCCCAUGUUUUUUUUAUCUGUGUGAACGUCUGUGUGCACGUGCACAUGUGCCAGAGUAGUGGGGUCUGUGUCUGAGUAGCUGUGGAGGGGAGAAAAAAAAAAUAGGUCACCCCUUAAAACAAAAAGCUUGCAGUCAACAUCGCAAGCGUCUGCUGAAUUUUCAUUGGUGGGCUUGUCUCCAUGGUAACAGGUUAACCUUGAGGCAGUAGUCACAUGGGCAAGCGAGUCUUCUGCUGUCUUGGAGAAUACAGCGUGCGUCGUAUGACAUCCGUGAUCACAGUGUCACCCGCUUGGUGAAGAGCGAUUGCACACACAAAAACAGCCCAAACCAGCAUGUAGGAGCAGGAUGUAGGUGUGAAGAUGAUACAACGUUCACAGCUUAUGUGAUGUGUUAAUCACACAGUGUGGAACAUGAAUGACUGAAUAAAUACAUGAAUGAUACACAGUCAGCGUUCAACGACAGGCUGUGACAGUGAAAAGACACAGCAUCAGAGGGGGAGAGGAGAUAACACUGAGCAUAAGGUCACAAACCGGCUGGGGAAUCACAUUAUUACCAACCAGCGGCUCAUAACAGGGAUCACGAGGCACAUUUGGAAUAAACACUGUGAACAAAACAGGGAGGGCAAACUGGGAGGCUUCAGGUUUUUACUGCUCAUCUUAGAACCCUGAAAUCACAUUGUAAUGAGUAUUUCACAUCUUAAUAACUAAGUAUUCAAACACUGAAUUCUGAGUUCCACAGGAUUAUUUACAUCCUUGCACAACUGCUGUUCUUCAUGUUAAAUCUCAUAUGGAUUUACUUUUAUAAGUGAAGUAUUUAAGGUGAGUCUGUAUGGAUUCUUCUGGACUAUAAAGAGACUGGUUUCUCAGAGGGACACACUAUAAAUCAAUGAGACAGAAGCUAAAUGUGAGCUAUACUGACCCCUUCAGGCUUUUAGGAGCAUCACACAGGGGGAGUUGAACUGAGCUGAGCUGAGUUGAGCGGCCUGUGUCUGAACCCUGAGAAUCAGAGGAGCGUGGAAAUAUUCAGAAAUGAGCGUGUGACCAUCCGUGACCUCGCAGGGAUGGUCUGAUUCACACCGUGCCGAUCCAUCUGGACACACAUGGAGCUACAGUCAAUUUCCAGCAGAAGUAGAAAAAGGCAGUGAGAACUGAAACUGAAUCUGAAAGAAGAUUUUUUUUACACCCUGAAUUUGAGAUUUCUGAUGUAACUUCUAGCAUUUUACUCCUGUACUAGUACGUUCAGUUGUAAGACUUAGACUUGUGAAAAAAAUGUGUGUUUAAAUAUAAAAUUCAGUGAAGUUUACAUAAUAUUUGUGUAUAUUACAUGUAAAAAAAA
Messenger RNA from Sphaeramia orbicularis (orbiculate cardinalfish), 5553 nucleotides. RefSeq lists its product as uncharacterized. Lineage: Eukaryota; Metazoa; Chordata; Actinopteri; Kurtiformes; Apogonidae. Gene Ontology annotation, biological process: intracellular signal transduction; negative regulation of T cell activation; B cell receptor signaling pathway. Bases 522 to 1934 code for a protein of 470 amino acids. The record is from RefSeq and is a predicted model, not a curated record. Gene Ontology annotation, cellular component: plasma membrane; membrane raft. The transcript has 7 exons.